UUUUCUCCUUUUGUUUUGAAGUACGAAUUCACUCAAGGUCAAAGUGGCUUAGUAACCACAUUAAAACCUAUUGUCGAACAUUGGUCUUACCCUCAGUUCGCAAAGGCAGUACUUGACAACUACAACAAAUUCUUCUCCGAAGUCAAAUCCAAAGUGAAGGUUUACUAUGAGAACAUUGACGCACUCAUGACGAACGAAGAAGGAUACAACAAACUCAUUGAAAUGGGAAUGGUCGGUGAAAAGAUGGGCUGUUUUAAGCUAGAUAAGGUAUUUUCCGAAGUUCAUGUCCUCUCCAAGCGUAAGUACUGGGGCAUACUUGAAGACGGCACAGAAAUAAAACAUUGCAUGAAGUAA
Messenger RNA from Trichomonas vaginalis G3, 354 nucleotides. RefSeq names its product DNA/RNA polymerases family. The annotation marks the transcript as partial. The record is from RefSeq and is a predicted model, not a curated record. The transcript has a single exon. NCBI's taxonomy places the organism in Eukaryota, Parabasalia, Trichomonadida, Trichomonadidae.